Messenger RNA from Armigeres subalbatus, 876 nucleotides. RefSeq lists its product as uncharacterized. Bases 1 to 876 code for a protein of 291 amino acids. The transcript has a single exon. NCBI's taxonomy places the organism in Eukaryota, Metazoa, Arthropoda, Insecta, Diptera, Culicidae. The record is from RefSeq and is a predicted model, not a curated record.
AUGAAAAGAAUAGUAGAUAGCAGGAAGAACGCACAUGGACGAGUAACCAGACUCCAGUCUAGGCAAGAAGAUGCGAAUCGUAAUCAAAACACUGGUGGAACCGAAGAUAGCAACAGGGAUCCGCAGAAUACACAACAAACCGGAACAACCGAAACAGUUAUCCUGGAACUGAUCGACACCGACAAGAAUGGACCGAACCAUCCAUGCCAGAUGGGAAAGCUCCUUAGAGGAAAAGGAUUCAGCGCCUAUACAGACAUCGUCAAAAUAGGGAAGUUCAGGUUUAAAAUCGUCACAAACGAAAUCUCUCGGCUGCGGAAACUAAAACUAGAAACCGACAACCUCAGGAUAUACGAACCCAAGAACAACAACCAAACCAUAGUGUUCGUGAAAGGAGUACCGGAAAGCUUCGACGAGGACGAGAUGGUGGAAAACAUAGAAACGGAUUUUCCGGUUCUAAAGGUCCAGAGAAUUCGACGAAUGGGAAGAAAUAACGAGUUACAAGACACAUCCAACAUUAAGGUUACGGUAGAAGGCGGCCAAGUUCCAGAUAAGGUUAGGAUCUACGGUUGCUACUUUAGGGCAGAGCUUUACAUUUUUCCAGUUCGACAGUGCAAAAAUUGUUGGAGAUACGGUCAUGGGGCAAAACAUUGUACCUCGAGGACGCGCUGUGCUUCUUGCGGUGGAUGUCACGAUGUUUCAGUCUGCAGUAAAGACACCAAAAGCCCAAACUGCAAAAGAGGACACAAAGCGGAUGACCCAGGAUGUCCAGAAAGACAGCGGCACAAAAGCAUUCGACUAGCCAUGAGAGAAAGCAAAUCCCUUUCAAACAAGCGGAGGCCUACUACCCCAGACUGGAAAACCGAUUCAGCAUGCUGA